GCAGUAACCGUGUUAGUACAGAGAGAUAAUGUGUCGCAUCGGAGCCGGAGCAGCUGAUUCGGAGAAAGAGACUAAUCGUCGCCGUCGCCGCCGCCACUGCCAGCAAAAGCAACGGUCGUAGCUGUCCGAGCAUUGUGUUGUAGAGAAAGCCUGUCUGUCUACCUAUUUGUCCGAUAGUCCGUUUUCCUAUACGUAGCCAGCAGCGAGUGGCAGAGGUGACCGCCUAGUGAUGGGCGUUCGCCUCCGCUUAGCCCAUCUACCGUUCACACUACUUGAGUAGAAGUGCCAUAGGGACGGGGCUGACCCGCCGAACAGCGGGGCAACGAUACCAACCCAUCGCUCGACUUGUUUUCUCGACAAUAAAAUAUCGGCCAGCAGGGACGCCAACGACACCAAGAGUGAUCCGACGAAUAACAAGUUGUGGUGUUUCGUCCAGUGAUUGGGGUUACGGGUACUUGCAAGAAUUGGUCACGAACUACAUGUAGUCGACGUUGACAUGCUGUUCAGACUGUGAAAUCAAUGUCAGCUCAAGUCACCUGUGUCCUACGGUAUGUGUCAGACGGGGUAACAAAAGUCUACGGUGUUAAGAAGAAGCGACCGGGCAGUCAAUCAAGCAACCACACAGAAGGUGCUUUAAAGAAGGUCGCUGUGUUGUAUAAGGGAUAAUAGAAAACAAGUUUUUACAGUUACCGACGACCUGGAAAGCACAUGAAUAGCGUAAACAUUGCUCUCUCCGUCGAAGUAGCACAGCAGAGAAGAGCCCCCCGGAGAGAGCAAAAAGCAAAAAUGUGCGAUUACUUUGUUUACUCGUCACUAACUAAAUGACAAGUGCUUUAUUUCGAGUGUGAAUGCGUAGGUGAAGGACUAUAAUGAAGGUCUAGGUGCGUGCGUAGCCGUGGUGAUUGUACGCUGCCACGUUUAGACUCAGUGUUGGCAGGCAGCAACCACGGCAGCUCGGAUAUUCAGACGUCUCGGCGCUGACGGUGGAGGGAAGUGUGUGAAGACUAUCUUCUGCACAGUUCGCCCGGUUAACGAAAACCACGCAGUGAGAGCAGCUGAUCAACGGGAAUACAGCUGUCAAAGGCCGAGAGGAAGCGUGUGCGGAAGUUGUCACGUCACUAAAUUGCUGCUGCUGCUAUUGCUACUACGGCCGCUGGUGACGAGGCAAGGAAGAGCGGGAAACACAAUCUCUCUUGGCGUAAAGAAAGCCGUGUGGCGGUUUCUGGCGGAGGGGGGAACGGUGGAAUCGCUGGUGGAAAUGCAGUCAAUGGCGCUGCUGAUGUUCACUUCCUUGAUGGUAUCUACACGUUGGGGUAUUAUAUCGGCAGGGAAGAUCUCCCACGACUUCGUAACGUGUCUUCGAUCGCUUCGAGACCACGAAGUUGUCGUGGUGGCAGCCAUGAAUGUGACGAACGCAAGAAAGUUUGCCCUGCUUCACAAAAUAGAAAAAGUGCUCGACAACUACGACGAUAUGGCUAAACAAGACAACAUCGAUAUUGUGUACUGUGGAUCCUUGAAUCCACAGCAUUAUACGGUGGUAAAACAUCUACUUGAGAACGGCAAGCCUGUCCUUUGUGAGAAGCCGUUGACAAUGUGUUUGGAACACACAGAAGAGCUCGUGAAAAUCGCGCGCAAAAAUAAAACCUUUCUCAUGGAGGCCAUUUGGUCUCGAUUUUUGCCGGUAUACGAUGAAUUGCAGAAGCGCCACUCUGAGAUCGGUGAAAUCCACUCUGUUGAAGCGUCCUUUGGUCUUGCAGAAAUAGGUGGCGUUGACCGUGUGACCAAACCUGAACUAGGUGGGAGUUCGCUGCUUGAUAUCGGCAUUUACGUAAUUCACUUUGCGCAGCUUAUCUUCAAGGACGUGUACCCCUCGGAAAUUCGAGCUGUAGGAGAAAUUACUCCCGAUGGAGUGGACGUGCAAACGUGUAUUUCUCUCAAGUACCCGUCUGGCAAGCUGGCAUCUUUAACGACAUCCGUGCUCGCUGAUUUGCCCUGUGAAGCCACGGUGUUCGGCAGUAAAGGAAAAAUCAAGGUGCACAAACCGUUCUGGUGUCCGGACUCAAUCGAAGUCAACGGUAAAACGGAAACGUUCCCAUACCCUGCAACCAUCGGGCCGUGUAACUACGUAAACAGUUCGGGCCUCAGGUAUGAGGCGAUCCAUGUACGAGAUUGUUUAAACAACGGUUUAGCGGAGUCGCCUAUACUACCGCUUGAAGCAACACUCAACAUGGCUCGUAUUAUGCAAUCAUGCUUAGACCAGAUGGGAGCCAAACUUAAAAUUUAACUGUUUAAAAGACGGCGUUGUUGAUCAAACAACGUACAAAUCUACGUGCACAACAAUGCAACUAAUAACCGAAGGAACCUUUUUAUAUCAUGAAUUGAAUU
Messenger RNA from Varroa destructor (honeybee mite), 2385 nucleotides. RefSeq names its product trans-1,2-dihydrobenzene-1,2-diol dehydrogenase-like. NCBI's taxonomy places the organism in Eukaryota, Metazoa, Arthropoda, Arachnida, Mesostigmata, Varroidae. The record is from RefSeq and is a predicted model, not a curated record. Gene Ontology annotation, molecular function: nucleotide binding.